UGAAAGGCAACAAAGUGGUCGUGUAAUGGAAGUUGAGGAUGAGGGACGACCUUAUUCCGAUGUCGUGUUAACAAUUUCUGCACGGGAUAUCAAAGAUGUUGAUACCGACUCGUACAGCGAUCCUUUUUGCAUUGUAAGCGAAGCAAAUGCCGGAUUAGUAAGAUGCAGAAUCUGGAAGGAAAUCGGACGAACCGAAGUAAUAAACAACUGUUUGAAUCCUGACUGGGCAACAAAAAUACGUAUUGCAUAUUUUUUUGAGGAGCAACAACGGAUUCUUUUUGAAUUGUAUGAAAAUGAAUUAUUUCGCAUACUUUUAAUAAUAGCAUGA
This is a messenger RNA of Acanthocheilonema viteae, 328 nucleotides long. NCBI's taxonomy places the organism in Eukaryota, Metazoa, Nematoda, Chromadorea, Rhabditida, Onchocercidae. The record is from the annotation of a GenBank genome assembly.